AUCAUGAUACUCAAGAGAACAGUUGCAAUGUUCCAUUUCUUGACAGUUCUUCUGGUGCUGUUAAGUGUUUCCUUUUGCAAACUUGAAAUACCAUUCAAAAAAACCAUAGAGCACUUGACCGCAAAGGAAGGUUCCUGCAUUACAAUCGAAUGCACUGUCACUAAGUGGAUGAAUAAUGAACAAAAGCAAUGGUUUUGGAUAAAAAAUGCAAAGAGGAAUCACGUCAUUAAAGAUUUCACUGGUACAAUUGUAAACAGUAACACAAAGGACCAAAACCCUGCCCCUGAGUUUGCAGACAGAGUAAAAUACAUUGGUUCUGUGAAUUUUGGACCGGCCACACAAAGCGACUGCAGCCUACUCAUCAACAACCUGCAAAAGACCGACAGUGGGAUCUACAAAUUCAGAUAUAAGGGAAAGGACGGAAAAUGGAUAACAGAAGAAGUUCUGAAUCUUACAGUUGAAGAUGAUCCAUGCCAGGUUAGUGUUGAGAAGAUGAACCCAUCAAUAGUCAAAGAGUCUGAGCCUGUGACCAUUCGAUGCUCCACGUCACUGCCAUGUGGAUCAUACCCAGAGUUCACAGGGCUUGGUCAGACCGAAACGCUUCAUCAGAACUCCAAGGAUAACCGAAAAAGCACUGUGUUCAACUUUAAUGCUCGCUGGCAGGAUGAUGGGAGGGUGCUUUCCUGUCAACCACAGGGGACCAAAGACCCAUGUGUGAGCAAGAGCAUCAAGCUGACGGUUGAAUAUGCCCCUAAGGAGACGAAGGCUGAUAUAAGUUUGUCAUAUGUAAAGGAAGGAGAGUCUGUCACCCUCACUUGUUCCAGCAGAGGGCACCCCAAUGCUACAUACUCCUGGUUUAAAGACAGUCGAAAUACCACAUUUAGUGGAACAGAAUUCUUGAUCCAAUCUAUCACAUCUACACAAAGCGGGAAUUACCACUGCAAAGCUGUAAACCAACAUGGGACUCACGACUCAAACGUUGUUACAAUCAAUGUUAAAUAUGGCCCAACCAAACCAGUGCUUUCUAUGAUGCGUACAACCCAGGAGGGCCACCUGGUUAGUAUCAACUGCACCGUGCAGAGUUUCCCAGUCUCUCAGCUCACUCUGACAUGGAUCCCCCGUCCAUCUGGCUCACCUAUGUCUAGCUCCCCUCUUCACAUGCAGCCUCAACCAGUUCUUGGGUUCCUCCAACGUUCUACCAAUGUUGUCUGGGGUUCUUUUAAUGUCACAUUCCUGCAAGGAGGGGUUUACACCUGUAGAGCCCAGAACUCUGAGGGGGAUAGCAGCACAGAGCAGGAGCUGGAGGUCACUUACAGCCCCAAAAAUGUGACGGCCUCUGCUCACCCUGACACGGUCCUGACUGAAAACAGCCAGCUGGUUCUUACCUGCACUGCUCGUUCCAACCCCAAUACCACCACCUACACUUGGGUCCAGAUCAGCACAGGAGAGACCAGGAUAGUGGGGCUGGUCCAGAAGUUGACGGUGAUGUCCAUAACCCCAUCCCAUAGUGGACUGUACAGGUGCACUGCCCAGAACACCUUAGGAACUGGGCAAUCCCAACAGGUUGAAGUUAAAGUCAAGUAUGCUCCAAAGCUCACCGAGGUCAUUCACAACAUGACCAAUAGGUGGCAGGGUGAUGGGGAGAGCCCUGUGGCACUGACCUGCCACAGUCACAGUUACCCCCCUGUCAUCAGCUACAAGUGGUACAGGCUGGUCGAGGAAAGGGAGCAUUUCAUCAUCCAUCACCAGAACAUCACUGUCCACCCGGACAAGCCCGGGACGUACUACUGUGUCGCCACCAAUAACAUGGGGGGGGAAGAAUCGGAAAGAGUCCAGCUGUUUCUCAACCGAAGUGUCUUCCAUGUCCUCGCUCUAAUCCUUUCUUUCUGUUGUGUUCCGCUUGUUCUUUUACUCAUCUUUCUGGUCUACAGACACAAGAGAAACAAAUUGAUCCAGCAGGGGACAUCAAAUAAACUACCAUGUUGUGUUCACUUUGGUUUUCUGGGCUGGCGUAAUGGCACAAAUGAGAACCUGGUGAGUGAAGGGGGUGCAACAGUAGCAAACCCCCCGGGGAGCAGCAGAGAUCAGCUGUGGCCAGACGGCCCCUACCGCCCAGAGCCCCUACCCCAACCGCAGCAUCCCCAUCCCAGCAGGACGUCGUAUCCAGACAGCACGUCGACCUCUGACAUACACACUGUGUACAGUGUUCUGAAGGUAUCAGGUGGGAAACAGAGUCUUUCACCAAGCCAUCCAAUCAGAAACAAAGAUGGACACACCGAACACACACAGGAACAUGAAGUCAACAAUGCCUCGUUGCAAUUCAGGGGCCAGGAGAUGGGUAGCUUGGGUCCUAGAGACCAAGCGAGAGAGGAUGACAUCUAUGCUAAGGAUGCCAAGCCAAAACUGAAGGAAAAGACUGAUAAGUGGGAUGACUACGAGAACAUUAAGGAUGUGUGUGCUCCGAAGCCCACCAUCGAGCCAAACAUGGACAUGGAGACAGAGAGCAGUGAGGAUGAUGUGGAGAUCAGCUACCCUGAGGUCACGUUCAGAGCAAAGCCAGGACACCAGAGAGUCUGUAGUUCUCACCCUCGUUACCGCAGGGCAGGCCACAGCAGCAGCUCAGAUGAAGAAGACUACACAACCCAGUACUCUGACGUUAAAAUAUAAGAGGAAGUUUAAUUCACAGUCAAAUAAAAAUUAUUAUGGUUUAUUUUUAAAUAUCUGUAAAUAUUUGUAUCACACCUAUAUCUGGAUUGUUAGCAAUAAAAACACAUUCAAGUACUGGUAGCUGCCUUAACUGUACUGAAAUUACAAGUCAGACAAGACCACAAUAGCAGAAAACAGAAUUUAUUGACGGCAUUUCCAAGUGGGUUUGAACAUCGUGUGGUACAGU
Coregonus clupeaformis (lake whitefish) is the source of this 2893-nucleotide messenger RNA. Its product is annotated as B-cell receptor CD22-like. The transcript is spliced from 14 exons. The record is from RefSeq and is a predicted model, not a curated record. NCBI's taxonomy places the organism in Eukaryota, Metazoa, Chordata, Actinopteri, Salmoniformes, Salmonidae. The coding region runs from base 4 to 2667 and encodes 887 amino acids.